Phacochoerus africanus (Common warthog) is the source of this 3504-nucleotide messenger RNA. RefSeq lists its product as uncharacterized. Bases 902 to 1726 code for a protein of 274 amino acids. NCBI's taxonomy places the organism in Eukaryota, Metazoa, Chordata, Mammalia, Artiodactyla, Suidae. The transcript has 4 exons. The record is from RefSeq and is a predicted model, not a curated record.
ACCUCAUGUUCCUAGUCGGAUUCGUUAACCACUGAGGGAACUCCUGAGAGUAGCUGUGUUUUAAACAGUCCUACAAGGAAAUGAGACAGAUGACACUGGCUCCCAUGAGGACUGGUUCAGACCAGACCCUGGGUCAGGCACGAAGGAGAAUGAGAUAAAAUAAGACACGGGUGCUGCCCUGGUGGACUUAUCAGACCACAGGGGGCUCAUGCAGCAUGAAAUGUUCUCAGGUAAGUGAUGAUACAGGUGCCCCAAGGGACCUCGUGGGAGUGUGGCUGGGGUCGGCGUGGCAGAGGGGAGUCAUGGAUCCAGUGCCCGAGGCCUCCCCCACAGAAGGUCCUUCUACCCCCAGUUUGGCCCUAACGUCCAGGCAGUCAGGGCUGGGGUGUCUGAUGGGUGAAUCAGAAAUCACAACACGACCCAGUGGCUUUGUGAUGCCGGCUGUCGGGUGAGUUCCCCGGACCAGACAUCAAAGUUAAAUAUCACUGCCCUUCCCCAGGUCUGACUGGAAUCGGUUGGUGGACUCCCAGAGCAGUGAUCCUCCUUGGGAGGGCCCGCACCCCCGCAGCAGGGUUUUAGAAAUUUGUGGGGGCAUUCUGGGCUGUCACUGUGGCACUUAGAGUUCUCCCACCUCUCUUCUGGGAGCCUGACGUCUGGGCACGCCCUCCGGGACCAUCUGCUCAGGGAAGCGAAGGCUCCUCGAUGCAGAAGGAGGGUGCGCUCUGCUCCCGGUGCCCAGAAGGACGGGGUACCCCACCUACCUGAUGUAGCCCACCUGGGGCCGGUGCUGCAGGAACCAGCGAUAGGACACCUUGUCCUUCCAGCCCACGUUCCUGGAGUCCUUCCACAGCAGCCUGACCUGGUCGCUGGUGUCCCCCGUGUGCCACAGGGAGUUGCGGAGAUGCUCCCCUGGUCCUGUCUUAGACUUAACCGCCUGGACAAUGACAUGCGCGAGGUCUUAGAACAACACACAGACCACCCUUCCCACAUCCCUAGGGUGGGGAGUAGGUGGGAAUUCAUGGGGUUAGGGUCCGGUGGCUUUGGAUCUGGGCACGAAGCAAAAACCCUGAAAUGCCAUUUCUACUGCAGUGACGCCCAACCUUCUGGUCAUCAGCUGUGGAUGCAUUCCACUGGCCCAGCCCAUGUUCUUCCUGCUGUAGAGCCAUCGCUCCCCCAUGUGGCAGUGAGGACUCUGACAUCUGCCUUUCCGUGUGCCAGGGGUGAUGGAGGCAGCCUUCCCACACGAAGUUGGCCGCAUCAAGGAAACACACGAGCCCGUUUCCUGAAUGGGUACCCCCCCAAAUCUUCCCCACCUCCUGGGCCUUACUGGGCUGACAUUCUCACCCUCAGCCCCCCAGUGGAGCACGUCGCUCGCACACGGGAGUGGAGGUCCCUGGAUGAGGCCACCAGAUGGGGCGCAGAGACCAUUUCCCACAUCUUCAACCUGUUGCAACAAGGGUCGGCCCUUGGGAAGCCUGAUGGCGUUUCCUUGCCGAUACUCUUCACUGUGUCUGGUCACCUGAGGGCCAGAACCAUGCCUGGAGCUUUGCCUGUGUUAAUCUUUUAUUUUCAUCAUCACUUGCCAGAUGCAUUAAUCCUCUACUUUGCAGAGGAAGAAAUUGAGACGCAGAGACUGAGAAGUAUGUUUAAGGUCACUGGCAUGUACUCUGCGGCAAGGAUGCGGAGCACAAGGACAGAGAUGGGACUUUAUAGGAGCCAUCCUUGAGCAAAGCUGGGCUUGAGAGCUGCUGACGGUAGGGCAGCCUCUAAGAAGGGGCUGGGAAGGGAGGCUACGUUUCUUCCUGCUUUGCCUUGUAGACGUUUGCCUUUCCCCCUCUCAUCCCUGCCCUGCUGCCCUGUGAUUACUUAUGGAGAUGAAAGGGUUUGACGUCUUGGACUACAGGUGCCUCGACGGCAGUGAUGUUCGUUUUGAUGUUCCUCUGGCAUCUGAUCCAGCCCCAUGUCAUAACAUAGGGACUCCAUCCCUGUGGGGCUAGAUGCAUUGACAAUAUUCAUCUGCAUAGAACUGUUUCUCCCAAAUAAAGAAAACCAAGAGAAAAAAUUCCAAGGAUUGGAAUGAAUUAACAGUGAUCCCUCAGCAAACUCACAGCUUUCUAUUUGGGGAUGAUGGCGAGGCUUUCCUGAGCUGAAAGAAUUGAAGAGCAAAUGAGCUCCUAUCUAUGGAGUGCUACCAAUGUAACAGCAACUGUGAUAUGUACUUUCCAUCACUUAACUCAAACUGGACAAUAGUCCCAGGAGUUACGCUCCACGGUCACCCCUCUUUUACAGAUGAGAAAAAACUGAGACAAAGAGAUUAGGUAACUUGCCUGAGAUUAAGGGAUGUGUACGUGGCGGAGCUGGGAUAUCUAUGAGCUGUGUCACUCCAGAGCCCCUCUCUAAAGCGUGAUGCUAUGCUGCCUCUCCUGUAACAGAUGCUCAGUUGCGUGAGCACUGAGUGGCCCUUCCUGAUUCUGUCACUGCCCCCAUACAGAACUUCCAGUGGAGGUGCAGUGACCCUGACCAGACGCAGGGCUAUUGUCCCUCUAGUGGCUCCAUCUACCCAGAGAGAUCCCAAAGCGUGGUAGCAGCAGAAAGCUCUGAGAGAGGAAAUUUUGUCUGGAUUUUUCCUCUGGCCCUAUGCAGCUGGGAGACGUGCCAUACCUGUCCUGAUUGGUGUCACAGGAGUCCCCAACCAGAUCAUUAUCCACGUCAGACUGCAGAGAGAACAGAACGUGUUAUUUCUCCCUGGGCCUGCAUGCACAGAGUGUUCCAGAGAAGGCAGACCUUGGCCCAUCAUCCCUGGAGCUCAGGAAUUAUUUCUCUGGAACUGGGGUGGUGCAAACUGCAAAAGGACAACACCAUAUUGGUGUAGGCACAAUGCUGAAUUUUCAAAAAAGCCUUCCAAAAUAUCAAGCUCUGAGGACGGGCUGCCCACACACCAGAUGAGCCGACUGGAGCAGGGCGCCGGGGCAGCACGGUGAGCGGAGACGUGGCUCGCGGGCCUGGGUCGGAAGGGAGCCAGCCACACGCCCGGAGACGCAGCACACGGAUCUUGCUUUGUUUCAGGUUUGCGGAACUGAGCCAGCCGGGCAGGGAGUCAGAGGGCAACUGUGACGUCCCUCUCCCAGGGCUUUAAAAAUACGUGACACAUGGUACCCAGUUCUCCAGACAGGAAGGAGGAGAGCGCAGGCAGACAGCUCAUCACUGAUUGAACCUAAUUGGAAAUGUCCAUCCAGAGGCUGCUGCAGAGGUUUGGGGAUGAAAGGAACACGAGGUGCCCAAAGCUUAAUUUCCAUGUUACAGUUUUCUUUGAGCAGAAGAGAACGUGUGUGGGGCAUCAUUAAACUCCUAUCACUAAUGUCACAGGGACCAUACCACCUUUGGGAUUAGUCUGGACGCCUCAGCUCUCCCCUAACGCUUUCCCCAUCACCUCCACGCCUAAGUAUACGACUCCACCGCUUCUGCCAUUAGGAAUAAGGCAAUAGCAAAGAGCUGGGCAAGAGG